Molecule: messenger RNA, 797 nt
Organism: Conger conger (European conger)
Lineage: Eukaryota; Metazoa; Chordata; Actinopteri; Anguilliformes; Congridae
Product: isotocin-neurophysin IT 2-like
Exons: 4
Coding region: 75-548 (157 amino acids)
Cellular component (GO): secretory granule; extracellular region
Molecular function (GO): neurohypophyseal hormone activity
Source: RefSeq, a predicted model, not a curated record
CACAGACCCCAAGCGUCGACUGUCUCUCUCUCUCCGAAACGCUCCGCUCCGUUAAGAAGACCCAAACACGCAAGAUGUUCGGAGCCACUGUGUCCGUGUGCCUGCUGAGCCUGCUGUCUGUCUGCACAGCCUGCUACAUCUCAAACUGCCCCAUCGGGGGCAAGAGAUCUCUGUCUGACUCCCCACUACGGAAGUGCAUGGUGUGUGGGCCCGGGGGCCGGGGUCGCUGUUUCGGCCCCAGUAUCUGCUGCGGGGCGGGGCUGGGCUGCCUCCUGGGCUCUGCGGAGACGGCGCACUGCGCGGCGGAGAGCUACCUGGCCACGCCCUGCGCGGCAGGGGGCGGGGCCUGUGGGAGCGAGGGCGGGCACUGCGCCGCCCCCGGGAUCUGCUGCAACGCAGAGAGCUGCAUCCUUGACCAAUCCUGUUCAGCCAGUGAUGAUGAUGAUGAUGAUCAGAUCGGCCAAUCAGAGAGCAGCAGCCUGGAUGGAGACAUCCUUAUGAGGCUCCUGAACCUUGCUGGCCACACCCCUCCACAUUGGACCAACUAAUGAGACGCCAAGGAUGAUGGGUUCAGGGGAAGGGUCUAAACUGGAAGGGAAGGGUCUAAACUGUCUCUAUCCAAUAGUACCCCUGAAUGUGUAUAUAAAAUGAGUCCUAUACUAAGUUUGUACAACAUAUUGAUAUCAACAAAUAUAUGCAUAAAUGUUAUUAACGUUAUUAAGUUAAUACUGGUUCUGUAAAGUACUGUGUUGGGGAAAGAAUUGUGCUAGUGACAAAUAAAGCUGGUUAGAUGAGAA